CACACACACUCAACACACACGCACGCACGCACGCGCGCGCGCAACACACGCGCGUCCAGGAAUAAUGCAUCCGUCUUGCACCGAAUGGGACUCUCGUCUUGUGGUAUAGAUCCGUGUCAAAUCCGGAGCCAAAAAACAACCAGAAAAACAAAGGUGACUUUGGGAACUUGUGCUUGUUCUCUCGCUCCCUUGCGUUGGGUCUCUCGUUACGUUGCCUUUAACUCCGGCAAUGUUCAAGUGUUCAAUCGUUUGAAGAGGAACUCUCAUCCCAUUUCAUCUCAAAGUUUAUUUAAGGAGCAACCCAUUCCUUUCGGUGGUGGUGGGCGGAGGUGGUGGGGGGUGGGGGGAGGAGGAGGAGAAGGGCAGCAAAAAUCAUGGAGAUACGAAAGGAUGAACUGAGGAAAUUGACGGGCGACACCUUGGGACGUCUUCACAGGCUCCUCGAGCGACGGCAGAAAACGGGGGAGACAAUUGAGCUGACGGAGGAGGGUCGGGCAGUGGAGGUACAGGAGAAACGUAAGCCGGUGCUGGACUGCACCUGCUGUGGCCUCCCACGGAGAUACAUCAUCGCCAUCAUGAGUGGCCUCGGCUUCUGCAUCUCCUUCGGGAUCCGCUGCAACCUUGGAGUGGCCAUCGUCAGCAUGGUGAACAACAACACCGAAUACAGGAACGGCAAGCUGGUCAUGGAGAAAGCAAAGUUCAACUGGGAGCCAGAGACAGUGGGGAUGAUCCAUGGUUCCUUCUUCUGGGGCUACAUUGUCACACAGAUCCCUGGAGGCUACAUCUCCCAGAGGUUUGCUGCCAACAGAGUGUUCGGGUGGGCCAUCGUGGCGACAUCUUCCCUCAACAUGUUGAUCCCGCCGGCAGCGAGAACCCACUACAGCUGCGUGAUAUUGGUGCGGAUCCUACAGGGGUUGGUGGAGGGCGUCACGUACCCGGCCUGCCAUGGCAUCUGGAGCAAGUGGGCGCCUCCGCUAGAGCGAAGCAGACUGGCUACCACGGCGUUUUGUGGCUCCUACGCUGGGGCGGUGGUGGCAAUGCCUCUCGCGGGGAUUCUCGUCCAAUACCACGGAUGGUCUUCCGUCUUCUACGUCUACGGCACCUUUGGUGUUAUCUGGUACGCCUUCUGGCUGCUCGUCUCGUACGAGAGUCCGGCCGCCCAUCCCACCAUCUCCCAGGAGGAGAGGACCUACAUCGAGGAAGCCAUCGGAGAAGGAGGCAACCUGAUGAAUCCCCUCGUGAAAUUCAAAGCUCCCUGGAGGAAGUUCUUCACCUCCAUGCCCGUCUACGCCAUCAUCGUGGCCAACUUCUGCCGGAGUUGGACCUUCUACCUGCUCCUGAUCAGCCAGCCGGCUUACUUUGAGGAGGUCUUCGGCUUCGAGAUCAGCAAGGUUGGCAUGAUCUCCGCGUUGCCCCACCUGGUUAUGACCAUCGUGGUGCCCAUUGGCGGGCAGAUCGCAGACCACCUCCGCAGCAGGCGCAUCAUGUCAACCACAAAUGUCAGGAAAAUGAUGAACUGCGGAGGCUUCGGUAUGGAGGCAACUCUACUGCUUGUUGUAGGAUUCUCUCACACCAGAGCGGUUUCCAUCACCUUCCUGGUCCUCGCUGUGGGUUUCAGUGGAUUUGCUAUAUCAGGUUUCAACGUGAAUCACCUGGACAUCGCGCCCCGGUACGCCAGCAUCCUGAUGGGGUUGUCUAACGGGGUGGGAACGCUGUCGGGGAUGGUGUGUCCCCUGAUCGUCGGAGCCAUGACUAAGCACAAGAGCCGGGAAGAGUGGCAAUACGUCUUCCUCAUAGCCUCUCUGGUCCACUACGGUGGGGUGAUCUUUUACGGCCUCUUCGCCUCGGGGGAGAAGCAGCCGUGGGCCGAACCCGAGGAGCUGAGCGAUGAGAAGUGCGGCUUCAUCCACGAGGACGAGUUGGCGGAGGAGACGGGGGACAUCACCCUGGGCGCCAGCAGCUACGGAGCCACCAACACCACCAACGUAGUCAACGGAGGAUGGGCAUCCGAAUGGGACAAGAAGGAAGAGUUCGUCCAAGAACCGGGCACGGACUCAUAUAUGUACGGAAGUUCCAAGGACAGGGACCUAUCUUGAAGACAUCCGAGGAGAGAGAGAGAGAGAGAGAGGAAGGAAGG
Molecule: messenger RNA, 2137 nt
Organism: Callorhinchus milii (elephant shark)
Lineage: Eukaryota; Metazoa; Chordata; Chondrichthyes; Chimaeriformes; Callorhinchidae
Product: vesicular glutamate transporter 1
Exons: 12
Coding region: 375-2096 (573 amino acids)
Biological process (GO): monoatomic anion transport; transmembrane transport; regulation of synapse structure or activity
Cellular component (GO): synaptic vesicle membrane; excitatory synapse
Molecular function (GO): L-glutamate transmembrane transporter activity; neurotransmitter transmembrane transporter activity
Source: RefSeq, a predicted model, not a curated record